Messenger RNA from Alligator sinensis (Chinese alligator), 13055 nucleotides. RefSeq names its product zinc finger MYM-type protein 4. The record is from RefSeq and is a predicted model, not a curated record. The coding region runs from base 157 to 4695 and encodes 1512 amino acids. The transcript has 30 exons. Gene Ontology annotation, molecular function: zinc ion binding. NCBI's taxonomy places the organism in Eukaryota, Metazoa, Chordata, Crocodylia, Alligatoridae.
GUUGAAGUGCUUCUUUUCCUGUAGCAGGUAUUUGCAGCAGGCUGGCUCUUUGUUACCCUUUCCUCUCUUCACUAUGUAGGUGCUUUGAAGUUCGAAGACAAAUCUGAUGCAGUUUUUGACCUUACAGAGAAAUGUGGUGAUAUUUUGGAUGCAGAGAUGUCUGAGGACACGGAUCACAACCUAGCACCUGCCCUUGAUGGCAUAUCCUAUGGAAUGCAGAAUCGAGCAGGAUCGGCAAACUCGCUGCUGGAUGAGGAUGAUUAUUUUCUGAACUCUGGGGAUCUUGCCGGGAUUCCAGUUGUUGGGAGUGACAAUGAGGACGAUCCGAAUUUCUCUCCAAAGGACAGUCUCCCUUCUGUGAUUCACGCUGAAGAUAGCUUGGGAGAGGGGAAAAGAGUUACAGAACAUGAGUUGGACAGUGAAAAAGAACUUCAAAUACAAAAUGCAAUCCAAAAGGACCUCACUUCACCAUUUGACCAAGGCCCUAUUUUUAAGUCAAUUCGGAAAGAUUUUAGCAUAACAAGAGAUAAUGGCAAGGAGACUUUUUCAACAAAGGAGAAAAACAGAGAAGGACCUUUUCAAGAACGUGAAAAACGUUUGGAAAAAAUCCCUAAGGAGAUAGAUUCCAGAUUGAAAAGCAGUUUCCAUGAUAAAACAGUUACUAAUCAAGUAGAAGAAACAAUUCGGACACAGUUAGCGCCACAAGCUCCAGAAUCGAAUUUCAGGGAGUCUAGCUACCUAUUUUCUAGUAAGGAACCCAUUGGACAAGAACUGGGGAAUUCCUUUACACCAAGCAUUAGAAUUAAAGAAGAGCCUUUGGAUGAUGAAUACGAUAAAGCUAUGGCACCACCACAGGGACUAUUAGACAAAAUUAAAGAUGAACCAGAUAACUCUGAGGAAUAUGGCCAGCAGCCAAAAACUCAGGAAGGGGAGCUGAAAAUCAGCGCUGUAUUUUCAGUCAGUGGCAGCCCUCUUGCUCCACAGCUGACAUCAGGUUUCCAGCCUGCUGUGUCAUCCUCUGGUGUAAAUAAAAUGCUUCCUUCAGUUCCAACCACGGCCAUCCGGGUUUCCUGUUCUGGCUGUAAAAAAAUCCUCCAGAAGGGGCAAACAGCAUACCAGAGGAAAGGCUCGACUCAGCUCUUCUGCUCCACACUGUGCCUCACUGGAUACACUGUUCCAGCUUCUCGCCCACCAGCUUCUACCAAGAAAACCUGCUCAAGUUGCUCAAAAGACAUUUUAAAUCCAAAGGAUGUAAUCACUGCCCAGUUCGACAAUACAAACUCCAGUAAGGAUUUCUGCAGCCAGUCAUGUCUCUCUACAUAUGAACUGAAAAGAAAACCUGUUGUUACUAUUCACACUAACAGCAUUUCAACCAAGUGCAGCAUGUGCCAGAAGAAUGCAGUGAUUAGACAUGAAGUUAAUUACCAGAAUGUUGUACACAAGCUCUGCAGCGACGCCUGCUUCUCGAAGUUCCGUUCUGCUAAUAAUUUGACUAUGAACUGCUGCGAGAACUGUGGGGGCUACUGUUACAGUGGCUCUGGCCAGUGCCACAUGCUUCAAAUAGAAGGCCAGUCAAAAAAGUUCUGUAGUUCAACAUGUGUCACGGCAUACAAACAGAAGUCAGCAAAAAUUACUCCCUGUGCACUGUGCAAGUCCUUGAGAUCUUCAGCUGAGAUGAUAGAGAGCACAAAUAACUUAGGAAAAACUGAGCUGUUUUGUUCAGUUAACUGCUUAUCAGCAUACAGAGUUAAAAUGGUUACUUCUGCAGGUGUUCAAGUUCAGUGUAACAGCUGCAAAACUUCAGCAAUCCCUCAGUAUCACUUGGCUAUGUCAGAUGGGAGCAUACGCAAUUUUUGCAGCUACAGCUGCGUAGUAGCUUUUCAGAAUUUGUUCAACAAGCCUGCAGGAAUGAAUUCCUCUGUGGUGCCCUUGUCUCAGGGUCAAAUCAUUGUAAGCAUUCCUUCGGGGGCAACGGUAUCGGCAGGUGGCACUACCUCGACUGUCUCCCCCAGCUCCAUGAGCAGCUCAGCUGCAGCUGGUCUACAGAGGCUUGCUGCUCAGUCCCAGCAAGUUACUUUUGCCCGCACUGUUGUGAAACUCAAGUGUCAGCACUGUAACCGACUGUUUGCAACCAAACCUGAAUUGCUUGACUACAAGGGUAAAAUGUUUCAGUUUUGUGGGAAGACCUGCUGCGAUGAGUAUAAGAAGAGAACCAGUGUAAUGGCAAUGUGUGAAUACUGCAAAAUUGAGAAAAUUGUCAAAGAGACAGUGCGAUUCUCAGGCAUAGACAAGGCAUUCUGUAGUGAAGGUUGUAAACUGCUUUAUAAACAUGACUUGGCUAAACGCUGGGGAAACCACUGUAAAAUGUGCAGUUACUGUUUACAGGCUUCCCCCAAACUGGUCCAGAAUCACUUUGGUGGGAAGAUGGAGGAGUUUUGCUCAGAAGAAUGCAUGUCUAAAUUUACGGUUUUGUUUUAUCAGAUGGCCAAGUGUGAUGGUUGUAAGAGGCAAGGUAAACUCAGUGAGUCCAUGAAAUGGCAAGGGGAGAUCAAACAUUUUUGCAAUCUGCUUUGUAUUCUGAUGUUCUGUAAUCAGCAAACUGUGUCUGAACCCCCUCCCCAGAACAACACAGCAAACCUUUCCACGCCACCAACAGCUGCAGCAGCCCCUCCUUCAGUAAGGAAGGAUUCAACUCCUGUUAUAGCAAACGUGGUGUCCCUUGCAAGUACCCCUGCUGCUCAGCCCACAGUUAACUCUAACAAUGUAUUACAAGGUGCAGUCCCUACUGUAACAGCAAAGAUCAUUGGAGAUGCUAGUACACAGACAGAUGCCCUGAAACUGCCACCAUCACAACCUCCCAGGCUCUUAAAAAACAAAGCAUUGUUGUGUAAGCCUAUCACACAGACCAAGGCCACCUCUUGCAAACCUCAUACACAAAACAAGGAAUGCCAGACAGAGGAAGAGGAAGUUCAACCCAAAAUUGUUGUGGUGCCUGUUCCUGUACCUGUGUUUGUGCCGGUUCCCGUUCAUCUCUUCACCCAGUAUACACCUUUUCCACUUGGGGUGCCGGUACCUGUACCAGUUCCCAUGCUUAUCCCAACUACUCUUGAUAAUGCUGACAAGAUCAUUGAGACCAUUCAGGACAUCAAGGAGAAGAUUCCCACCAAUCCAUUUGAGGCUGAUCUCCUUCAGAUGGCAGAAAUGAUUGCAGAAGAUGAAGAAAAGGAAAAAUCUCACUCUCAUGGAGGAUCUCAAACAUCUGAGCAUGAGCUGUUCCUGGACCCCAAGUUAUUUGAGAAAGACCAAGGCAGCACUUACAGUGGGGAUCUAGAAUCGGAAGCAGUCUCAACUCCACACAGCUGGGAGGAUGAGUUGAAUCACUAUGCCUUACGAUCGAAUGCCAUGCAGGAUCCAGACCCUGAGCUUAGGCAGUUCUCCAAAGGGGAUAUGGAACAGGACCUGGAGGCAGACUUCCCAUCAGACUCAUUUGACCCUCUCAGUAAAGGACUGGGUCUCCACUCACGUUCGCGAGCAAGGCGGAGGCAUAGAGAUGGCUUUCCACAGCCAAAAAGACGGGGAAGGAAGAAGUCUAUAGUUUCUGUGGAGCCCCGAAAUCUUAUGCAGGGUUCGUAUCCAGGCUGCUCUGUUUCUGGGAUGACCCUGAAGUACAUGUAUGGGGUAAAUGCCUGGAAAAAUUGGGUCCAAUGGAAAAAUUCACAGGAGGAACAAGGGGACCUAAAAUUUGCAGGAGUCGAACAUGCUGCACCCAACUUAUGUCCAAGGCUACUAGGAAAUACUCAAGAUCUUUCUUUCACUCAAGAUUCCCCUGAGUCCAUCUAUAGAGUUCGGCCCGUAAAACUCAAAGAGGAUAUUCUCUCAUGCACAUUUGCCGAGCUGAGUUUUGGCUUGUGCCAGUUUAUUCAGGAGGUGCGGAGACCAAAUGGCGAAAAAUAUGAUCCCGACAGCAUCUUAUAUUUGUGCCUUGGAAUUCAGCAGUACCUGUUUGAGAAUGGUAGAAUAGAUAACAUUUUUACCGAGCCCUAUUCCAGGUUUAUGAUUGAACUUACAAAGCUUUUGAAAAUCUGGGAACCUACAAUACUUCCAAAUGGUUACAUGUUCUCAAGAAUUGAAGAGGAACAUUUAUGGGAAUGUAAACAGCUGGGUGCAUAUUCCCCUAUAGUCUUAUUGAAUACACUUCUUUUCUUCAACACCAAAUACUUCCAACUAAAGAAUGUCAAUGAGCACCUAAAGUUGUCUUUUGCUCAUGUUAUGAGACGUACCCGGACUCUGAAAUACAACACCAAGAUGACCUAUUUACGGUUUUUCCCACCUUUUCAAAAACAAGAGAUAGAAUCAGAUAAAUUAUCUGUAGGCAAAAGGAAACGCAGUGAGGAUGAGGAGGUUCCAACACCAGUGGAAAUGGCUGAAAAUACAGAUAAUCCCCUGAGAUGUCCAGUCCGACUUUAUGAGUUUUACUUGUCAAAAUGUUCUGAAAGCGUGAAGCAGAGAAGCGAUGUAUUUUACCUUCAACCUGAGCGUUCUUGUGUACCUAAUAGCCCUAUGUGGUACUCCACGUUGCCAAUAGACCCUGGGACCUUGGACAUCAUGUUAACACGUAUUCUUAUGGUGAGGGAGGUACAUGAAGAACUUGCCAAAGUCAAAUCAGAGGACUCUGAUAUUGAGUUGUCGGACUAAGUGAAGUGGGGUAUUUUCCUUUCAAUACACACUGCAAGCACCAAACUGUGAACGCAUCCAGCCUUUGGAAAAUGUUGUGUAUCAAGUAAGCCAAGUCAAUAUCACUAAAGAGGCAUAUUUUGAACCACAAUGGGUGUGCAAACUGGAAUCGGAAGGAAGAAAAUUACGUAAGCUGCAAGAAAGGACGGCAUCUUAUGGCAGUGAUAAAUCAUCUAGACAAACUUAAGAUAAACUAACCUGUUCAAGCGGUGCAUAAAUUCUUUAUUUGUUUGGGAUCUAAAACAAAAAAUUGUGAAAUAUUUUUAAGGAAAACUGUUGUGUAACUUCUACCAUAGUAAGAAUGAGCACAGAGAGCUAGACUGUGGCACACGUGACUUCCCAGCCUGAUGGCAGGCCAUCCAUUACUGCGGAAAAAAACCCUCUGGAGACCCGUGAGCUUUCUUCCCACAUGGACGAGAGACAAAGUACAGUGAUGUUCUGACAAACAGAUGCCUUCUGUUACACACACGCACGCAUACCUACACAUGCGCACACACUUUUUUAAAAAAACUUUUUUUUAAAGGCCAGAAACCAAUGGUACUAUCCUACAGGACAGCUACCUAGACUGCUGUUGAAAAGUUACAUAAUGCUGGAGUCUAGCUCUCAAUCCAUACUAAUAACUAUGGCUCUGAUGGAGCUCUGAUAUGAGUGAAGUGCUGUAAAUCAAGCAUCAGAGCAAUCAUGUUAUGGGACAGAAAUUUCUGGAGUAUUUAUAGGAGAGCAAGAGUCCAGGGCAAUGUGCAGAAAAUCCCAUGAAUAGCCCACUUGCUUCUACAGUCUUGAUAAAAUUAGCAAACGCUAUGGCGUGCAGAAAUUUUUUUUCCUUAAGGCAGCUUUCCUUUUCCCUCCUUUCCCAACUCCUACGUAAUCCCCCCCUACCCCACACACUUUUUUUUUUUUAACGAGGCAAGUCUGGAGAGCCUUGUCAUUUCAAGUGAAGAUACACUCAGUCUUUCUCUUUCCCCCUUACAAAGCCUACAGUGUUGUACAAAGGAUGCAGUAUUACUUUUGACAACAGAACUAUGGUAGAAGAGUACCUUGUGCAUUUUUUUUAAUCCCACCCUGCCCAAAGAAGUUUAGUCAUAGUGUUGGAAACUGAAAGAAUUUUUUUGAUGGCUUGGCUGUUACUGCAUCUCUUAGAUGUGGAAUUCUUCCGUAUUGCAUCUAAAGGACAGGACACUAAUCAGAUGAUAACUGCGUCUCUCUCCAUUUAUUCAAGUUUGAGAUGCUUGUUUCUGAAGACCAGGUCAUGAAUGCAUUGGAAACCCAAAUUAUUUUUAAAGAGAAUUGUAAGGUUUUUAUCUGUAGUUUUGGUCAGUAGCCCAACUUCUGUAGCAGGGAUCUGAUAUUUGACCUUGUCACUGAAAAUUCAGGAAUUGAAAAUCAACAGCCUUGAAAGAAAUCUCUUUUUUGUUUGUUUGGGGUUUUUUAAUUUUAUUUUUUUUUUAGCAGUAACAAAAAGUAAUUUAACAAAAAUAAAAUCAAAGUAGUCUAUUGACGUUGUGUACUCAGUAGUCCUGUCCCUGCUUGUAACAAAUUUCACUGAUGUAUUUUUUAAUACAGAAAACUGUGUGAAAAGUAAACCUGCCCCUGAUUCUGUAUGAUCCAAGUCCAUCUGUGUCUGUCAUUUCUGAUCGGAGAUGCUGUUUACUUCACAUCCUGGCCUGUCAUUGUUGAGAGGAAAUACUUAAGCCAACAUAUAUUAUCCUACCAAUAAACUGCCCAGACCCAUGGAGGCUUAAUGAUUUCAACUAUGUUAAUUUUAUAGUGUAUAAACACUAACCUUUCCCUCGCUGUAGUUAUAUUAAAGUAGUAGUUAAAUAGCAGGUGCACUAUUCUGAGUUUGGACAUUUGGUAUAAUUCAGAAAAAAAUCAAGUCUAUUGUAUGAUGCAGCGUGCACAUGCAUGCACACACACAUGCAAGCAGGCAAGCACAGGAGAUGUCUUGCUUGCUUGCAAGUAUGCCCAGAAGUUCAAUAUUAAUACAGACCAGGAAAUGUCCAUGUAUUAUUGUAAUUCUUGGACAUUCACCACACAAGUGCAGCUAUUCAGGUCUGUUUCAGGUUGUUUUCCCCGUGUUUGAUUUUUCAGGUAAUAAGAAAGGAAAACGGUCAAGACCAACCUUGUUUGUUUGUGGGGGUUUUUUUCCUUUAAACAACAACAAAAACAAAAAUCUGAGUUUUCCCUUGAUCAAAGUUAUAGAAAUAUUCCCAUAGAAUAAAAUAAUCUAUUUGUAUAUGAUGAGUGACUUCAUUCAUUUUUCUUUCUGUCUCUAAAGAACCUCAUUCUCUUUCCUGUCUGCAGAACUACAGCGUAUCAGUUCGGUCUCGGUAUCUGAAAUGAUUCUUACCCUUCGUGUCCUCUUCAGAAAACAAACCUAAAUCACUUUAGCCGAGCUGAUUGAGAGCAGAGUUGCUGAACAUUUUUGUCUUUUUUAUAUUUUUUUUCUUUGACGUUAAAUGGUUCAUUGCAGCUUUUCGGUAACAUUUAAUAGGAUCAUAGUUUGGGUUUUCCACAGUGAUACCUUCUGCUUUGUGGUUCUUCAUUAGGGACAGUGUACGUUUCCUGGGUAUUCCACUGUUGUCUCAGCCACCCAGAAGAUCCGUGGUCAAUUUGGUUAGGGUUUCUUAGUUAGAGGGCCCUCUUAUUUAGAAAAGUUUAAAUAUAUUUAUAAGUUUUAUGUAGAGUAUCAAAGGAACUGGAUAUCCUAAAACACUUAGACAUAACUAUUUAUAAUAAAAGGUUUCUAUAUUGUUUGCUGUCCACGCAACACUUCCAUUACUUGAAAUGCUCUAUUUAAAGAGAGAAAUCACUUCCUUUAGUCUAUAAACGAGCAUAGAAAUAACAAAGGUGUGUGCAAGAAGGAUGAAGGCAUUGCUCCCUGCUAAUAGGAUUUCUCUGAUUAUUUAUAUGCCUUCUAACCCCUGGAGGCUUCUAAUUUUGAGCGUGCUAUCCUAUAUAUGCACAGAGAAACAUCUCUGUACAAACCGUUAUGCUUGAGGGCCUAGGAGCUGAAAUGUCUUGCUACUUAUUAUAGGGUGUGUUAUAGUAAAUUACAGCUGUAUCCAGUAAUUAGAGUCCUUGAAUUUUGCUCUUUUUAUUUUAUAGCCUUUCUGGGGUAUGACUGUGCUCUGUACAGUUCUGUCAUUUUUCUAGUGCGAGUUACCCUAAAAAAAAUGCUCAGUACUUAAUGUACUGAGCUCCUUCAGCUUCAGUUGACUUUAGAGGGAGACUGAAGGCACUUGGAGUGUCACAGAAUCAGGUGCAAAGGAAGAUGCAUGUUUUAUAAAUUAUUCCAUCAACUUCAGUCAACACUGAUCCAGAAAAGACUGGAUUUAUCUGGGAAGUCUCCAGUUUGAUCAUGUUUUCUCAGAGGCUUAAAAUCAAGUGAUGGCAACAUCAUCUCUUUCCUGCAGUCGUAUAACGACCAGACAGCACUGAUGAAGCUUUAGUGCUGGGGUUACAGAACUGACUCAGAAUGUGCAAUAAAGUCUUUCCUUGAGCAAUAGGUUCACUGUUGCCUUAAAAAAUAGAGAACAAAUGAUGUGCAUAGAAAUGUUAUUGGUAGGGUUCAAUUUCCAUCUCAGGCUAUCUAAACAGAAUAAGGGCGUUUCAGUUUUGCUAGCCUCAAUGCAGUAGGGUUUCCUUUUUGUGUGUGUGUAUUAUUUCUAAUAAACCCAAUGAAAUCAGAAUCUGGAUUAGUUUUCUUUUGCUGCAUGGCUGCUAAUUUAAAAAACGUGGCAUGUAAAAAAGGGACAUCUUUUCACGCUAACUUGCAGUACUAAAACAAGCAACUGGACUUGAGCAGCCAAUGAUGCAGAUACAUUGCAGAAAACAGAUGGAACCUACCCAUAUUUACUGUAUUUUUUGUAAAUCUUUGCAGCGGCAGUAAUUUUUAAUUCUUGACAAACCCUGAAAAAAUGGCUGAUGCUUAUCAAAUACUUCUAUAUUUUUUCAUGAAUCAGAUUUUCCAAAGAGCAACGUGAAACUGGGUUGUUAUCGGUCCUUAUGCAAGAGAGAUUUUGCAGCCAAUCUUUGUGGCAUGGUACUUCUUGAUGGAAUAUGGAUUUCACUCCUGUAUUGAAAGUGUCAGACGAUUGCUAGCUGCUUAUUUUCUGCAGGAUGAAAGUUAGUUUCAUCUUACUUUGGUAUUAAUAAAGCGGAAUCAAAGAGUCUGGUUUUCCCUUUAAGAAUUGCAACUUUAGAGUGAACCCUGCUUGCAUUACACAAGAAUUACCACUGAAGUAAAAUCCCUGUGAGAUGAGCCGUAUUACCAUUUUGUGUCUUUCUGUUCCUUGAUGCCUUCAGAACUGAAAGGGUGGGACUAGAUUUUUACACUAUAACUGUUCUGGUGUGGGCAGUAGCUUGAGAACAAUUUCUACUUCAAUAUUGUGACGGAAAGCUUGUCAGCUAGUUACGUCUAGCCACACCUGCAACAAAAAUACUUUUUUUUCUUUGGGGCUUAAAUGCACGUGUAGACGGUGACAGCAGGAUUAAUUUACUCUGGCUCAAAUUGAGCCGGAGUAUAUUCAGGCGCAUUAAUUGCACAUGUAGACAAGCCCAACGUUACUUGAGCAUAAUACAAGAGUGACAGUAUGGUAUGCAGAUGCUGUUAUACCAGGAAUGGGACAGACUUUGCAAAGCCCUACUUUGAAAACUCAGAAGGUUUAAGUUUAGAAUUACAAACUUUUUUUAUUAUUUUGUUAUUUCAAUUUGAGGAAGAGUUUUAACGAUGAACAUAAUAUUGUUGUGGGUUUUUUUCAUUUAAAGUUAGGUGCUACAUGCAUUUGAAUCAACAAAGCUAAACUGAUUUAUAAACCAUUGUCAACUUGCCCCAUCAUAUAACCAUUCUAGAAUUUUGUAACACAAGUUUUAAUGAUGACAUGAAACCUAGAUAUCUGGGAUUCUCCCAUCCCUAGUUCCUAACUUGGAUAGGAUGAUAACAUUCACACAGCUAAAGCUUUUCCUAUCUUCCUGAGAGAUUUUGUGGUGGUGGGGUCUCCCCAAAAACCCUGGAAUUUACUAGGGUAGCUAUAAAAAAACACAGUAUUCUCUCAAAAUGAUCAAGUUAAAAAAAGCACAUCAUUCUGAAUGCGUAUGCAUUUCUUUGGCCAAAAAUCCUAUCUGGAUUCUCCAUGAUCAGAUUGUGCAUGCAAAGGCAACAACAGCUGGUUGAGCCAUGGAUGGCUCAUAUGGUUUAUAACAAACUCUAAUUGUUCAAUUCACAAAGGAAUAGCUCAUUUGCGAUCUUGGGCCAAAUACCUCUCUCGCAUUUGAAUAUUGCCUGUGUAUAUUUAUAACCCAAAAAAACCCUAGAAUGGUCUCAGUCUUGAUCCUGGGUAGCCAGUAUCCCUACCCAUAGCCUACUUGAAACAGGGGCUGAUUCAUGGCACUUGAGUUCUGUUCCCAGUUCUGCCAUGGACUCAUACCAGAGCCUUAGUUCACAUUACAAGAACUACUACUAUAAUAUAGAUGAAAGCCUCCACUGAGUCACUUGCUCCUUUGUACCUCACUUUUGCCAUCUGUAAAUUGGCUAUGGUUUUCCACUUCAUAUGGGUUUUGCAAGCCUGAUUUCUGUAACAUUUUGCAUCCCUUGAAUGAAAAGUGCCAUGUAACUGCAAAACAUUACUUCCAGAGCUGUAAAAGGCUAGUUAAUGAAUAAGUAUUUACUAACUUCAGCCUUUAUUAAAAGGAACAUAUUUCUUAACCCUGAAAGGGAGGGUUUUUGUUCAAGUAACAUCUGUGUUCUAGAAAAGUGACUAAGAAAAUCUUUAACUUGACCAGAAGAAUAAAUCCUUAUCCCACAAAUCAUGUCAAGAUCUCACAUUGAAAAUGAUAUCUUUAUGGUUUUUUUGAGCUAAUUCAAACCCCCACAAGUUUAAAUAUUUCAGGGCAGAAUGUACAUAUUUUUCCAUAUGUUUGGACAGCACCUUGUACAAUGGGACCCAGUCUUUUUGAGACCUCUGAGUGUCUGGGUGCUACUGUGAUCGACUGACAUCAAAAAUUGUUAUGCAUAACAUUGAAUCUAUGGGGGGAAGGGAAUCAUUUAAUCUGCAACCAUGAUCAGCUAAGACAACUAAUUUCCCCUAUCCAAUUUCCUGCUUUGCAAAAGUAAUUCCAUCUGCAGGUCUGUUUCUCAAGGUGUUUUGUAACCUUAAUGCUCCUCUUGUGGACAGAUUUACAAAAUAUAAAACAGCAACUCUUAAUAAUCUUAUCAAUCACUAUUCACUUGAUAGUUGAUAGCCAGUGCUGUAGCUUGGGAAAGCAGUUAAAACUCCCUUUGCACUGUUAGGAGAAAUAUCUAAUAAACCUGAAUAAGCAGAAAGAGUGAGUCCUUGGCACAGGAGGGUUUACUGAAGUUGCUGCCAUUGCAACUCCAGCUGUUACUUAACAGCUCAAACUAUUAGCUAUCUCACCUACCUGAAAAAGUCACUAUCCAAAAUCACUGAUGCGUGCAGUUAAAAUUCCCCUCGUCUUCUGAAUUAAAACGCCUGCUUCCUCUUUAUUUGGAUUCAUAGCAAUUUUUCUGUAUGCAUUUUUUUAGCCCUUGAUCCUACAGAAAUGUAUUUAAAUGGAAACAUUUGAUGAUUAAUCCCACUGGCUACUAUAUACAGUAUACACAAGUAAUGUCAAAUGUGUGCAUCUGUGUUUAUGGCCUACGUGUGAUAAGUUUUCUAGCUGUCUCAAAACAGUUGAGGAAAGCCAUUUAACCUGACUUGUCAUUCAAAAUCAGACAAAUGAGACUAAUUAACUGUUCCAGUAAGAUAUAUAAUAUUCCUCCAGCCAUAUUUCUAUGUAAAUAAAAAGAAAAUCUCGCAGUUAAAAUUUGCCACAGCAAAUAACGAUUCCUAUAAUUGUAUAUGUACUGUUUAUAAAUACAUAUCCUUUUAUUAGCACUACAUCCUGAAUUAAUAUUGUACAGUGGCAAACUGCUGAACCACAGAAUAUCCUGUUACACAGAAUAUGUGACUAGACAUUUUAUACCAGCUUCUGAAAGUAUACUCUGGGUUCAUAGGCAGCCAAAUCUACCAAGAUGAGUUACAGAAGCUCUGAUUGAUUUUUUUUUUAAUUGAGGUGUCUUUUAAUAUACUGUACAUCUGAUAUUUUUGUACUGUUAUUUGAAGAGAGCUCAACUGAAACAUUUGCAGCUGGUAUUCAGUGAAGGAGGCAAAAAAUGUUAAGCCUAGAUGUUCUUGUUAACAAUAACGGCAUGUGAUUUGAAAAAAAGUAGCGGCAAAAUAAUGUGAAUGGCAGCGUAGUGACUAAACUAUUGUUUAAUGCAUUUCUUUUAGGUAGUUUAUUGUGGAUGGUCUAGUAACUGAAAUUCAGAUGUUGGCAGUAGGAAGCUUUGUAUACCAAUGUAUUUAAGUGUAUAACACUGGAUAGGUCUCCCUUUUCAUAAAUGCUUAAAAUACAAAAAGUGGAGAUUUUUUUUGUUGUUGAUGUGUUGUUUUUGUUUCUCUUGAAACCCAUCUAGGAUUUAGGGAGGGCAUCACAGUACUGCUGUGAAGGCACAGAAACGCAUUCCUUACCUCUAAGGCAGAACUACUCAGAAAUAUAUUUUGAAGGGACUACAAGUGAAGUUUUCCUGCUCCAGGGAAAAUUGUGUACCAAUAACAUAACAAUAAGUUAAGGUAUAUUUCCAGUCCAUUCUGCAAAUUCACAGUGCAUUAUUUUCUUUAGUUUAGCUCUUACGGUGAUAUAUUUUUCCUUUCCCCAAUGGGUUUAGGCCCAGAUCCUGUAGACAUGAAUGGGCUUAAACCUGUGAAUAAAACCCUAGCUUUAAAAGGGACUAUUCACGUACUUAAAGUUGUGUAUACGCAUAAGCGUUUACAAGAUCAGGGCCUUCGUAUGUAAAAUAUGAUUUAAGAAUUAGCCUGCAUUCUUGAUAACAAAACUGUCUUUAGGUGAUUAACAAAUGACAAUAGAUCUGUAUAAGUUCUUGGGCUGGUCCAUGUUAUUGCAGUGACUUUUGGUUUGGGGUUUUUGUUUUUUGGGGGUUUUUUUGGGGGGUGGGGGUUGUUUGUUUUGUUUUUAAACCAGAAGCUGUAUGUCUGGUCCUUGCUAUCUGUGUGUGUAGUGGCUACGUUUUGAGGAGUUGCAAGCUGUUACCUUGCUGUGGCAGCACGUGCAGGGGUGGGAGGUUCUGGGGACAAUGGCGGGUUUAAAUGUGUGUAUAUAUUGAGCACCUACUGCAUUUGUAUUUUUUUAUAUUGUUCAGAUAAAAUGUUCUCAUUUCACAUGUCAGUCCAGUCUAUCAUCUACCACCAUGUACAAUUUGAAUUAAACACCGUUUAUAAUAAAACUAUAUCUACAUCUUU